Molecule: messenger RNA, 3384 nt
Organism: Saprolegnia diclina VS20
Lineage: Eukaryota; Oomycota; Saprolegniomycetes; Saprolegniales; Saprolegniaceae
Product: serine/threonine protein kinase
Exons: 26
Coding region: 1-3384 (1127 amino acids)
Biological process (GO): protein phosphorylation
Molecular function (GO): protein kinase activity; ATP binding; protein binding
Source: RefSeq, a predicted model, not a curated record
AUGCCUAUCAUUUGGCAAGAUAUGUGGUCGACGAAGCAGCAGGCGCAGGAGAAGGCGCUUCUGUACACUGCAGGAGAUGGCACCGUGGCGGCCGUCCGCUCCUAUCUCAACGACGGCGCCAACAUCGAGUGCAGAGAUGACGAUGGUGCGACGCCACUGCACAAAGCUGCAGUAAAUGGUCAUUUGAACGUCGUCAGCGCUUUGCUUGAAAAUGGCGCCCGUCUCAAAGCCAAAACCAAGCAAGGCUGGACGCCACUGCACUCGGCUGCGUGCUAUGGUCAAGUGGACGUGGCUCGUUUUUUGCUCGAGAAAGGCGCCAAGAUCGACGCCAGAGACAAGAGCCUCGAGACGCCACUGCACUUGGCCGCCAGACGCAAUCAAGUGGAGGUGGUUGGGCUUCUGUUGGCACGCGGUGCCCAUCUCAACGCUAGAAACAAAAAUAACCACUCGCCACUCAUGGCCGCUUGCGAAAAAGGUCACGUUCAAGUCCAAGAGCUGUUGCGCCAACACCCCGACGCUAUUCCGGAAGGCGGACCGACUCGCCCACAGAUCGCAUGCAUGCUAGCUGUCGUGUGUCUGCUUGGCGUCGCGUCGACGCGACAUAUGCUUGAUCCAGCGGACGACCAACUCGGCGUUGGCGCCGACCGGUACUCGCCAAAGAACGACCCGCUGCCGCUUGCAGACACGGGUCUUGGCGACUGGAGCACCGCUACUGCACCUUUGUCGCUGGCGCCGGAGACACGGCAAGUAGAAGCACGCGCUUCUCUCGCGCAAGCCCAAGACGACGCGUACGAUCCGAGCGACGCUCCUACGCGUCUCGAGACGGUUAGGCCUGUUCAGGGACUCGAAGGUCAAGUGCGCGCCGCGGCGCGCGAUGGCCAACUCGACGUUCUCCAAAGCCUCCUGCGCAAGCACCCAACGAUCCAAAUCGAUGCCCACAACGAGGAUGGCAAGACGGCACUGCACUUGGCGGUCGAGCGCGGCCAUGUCGAGAUCGUGGCGGUACUGCUCGAGCCGACGGCGCUGACGGGGGACACGUCUCUGCAAUUGGCCGCUCGCCUUGGCAACGCGGGCCAUGUGGAGACGUUGCUAAAGGCGUUUCUCUCCAAACACACACCAGCGGCGCUGGCGCCGAUGCUUGCAGCAGCGCUGUUCGACGCUAUGAUGCACAAGCACGAGGACGUCGUCCAGAUGCUUCAACCACUCGUCUCGGCCAGUCGCCCCCAUCUCGCAUCCCUGAGCGACGACCCUGCGACUGUGGCGUACUUGGCGGCAUUGGCGGGUGAUACAAGCCGCCCCGAGCCUCGCUCGGCUGACCUCCACACGUCCGCGGUCCUGGCCACGACCAUCUUGCUGUUUCUCCUGGCCGCCGCUCGCCAAUGGUAUAUGGUCCUCAAGAACCAAACGACUUUGUCGCCAACGAUCGCGGCGCCCGCACCAACCCAGAGCGCUACGGAAGCGGCGCUUCUCGACGCCAUCGAUGCCACAGACUGGGCUUUGGCCACGUCGCUGCUCUUUACCGGCGCACCUGUCCCUACGCACGACGACUCCUUGUCUGCGCUUGUCGACCAUGUCCUCCAAGCUUUUGACGCCGACUUGCUGCGAGGGUUGCUCUCGAGCCUGCAUGCCAACGGCGACCCCCGUGCAAGCGACAUAUGCCGCAAGGCGCUUUUGGCCGCCGUCACCACCGACAAGCCGCGCCUUCUCGUGGCUGUCUUGCACGACCCCAAGACCGCUGCCAUGGCUUGUGUCGUCUCCCAGACAAACACGUCGCCGUUGCAUGAAGCAGCCGCGCGAGGUUGUAUCGGCAUUCUCUCACUCCUCCUUGUGAGUCCGAGUGUCGACGUCAACACCGCGAACGAGGACGGGUACACACCGCUGGCACUGGCUGCAGAACGCGGUCACUGCGACGUUAUUCGAGCGCUCGUCAGCGUCGGUGCCGAUGUUGCGAUUCCUCUGCCGAAUGGCUCGCUGUUGCUGGAUGCUGCGGUCGCCAACGUCGACACCAGCGUCCUCGCUGCCCUUCUCACAUCGCCGAGCUUAGAUCUUAACGCAAAGGACAAGGCUGGCAACUCGAUCUUGGCGCGUGCUGUCGUCACUGGUGCGACAUUUGCUGUCGAGCGCCUCUUGGGCGCCGACGCCAGCGCCAGCAUUUCGGCACCUGACGGCAGCUCGCUCUUGGCGUUGGCCAACCAACGUGGUCGUCGUCGCAUUGCUCGGCUUUUAUACAAGAGCCUCUACGACGCACCCCACGAGGCCACCAAUACCGACAUUGAUCGUGCGGGGCAUCAGUUUUUGGGCGAAGGGGGCGGUGGCGCCGUCGUCAAGGCGUCGUACCGCGGCUGCAGCGUCGCCAUCAAGGCCACCAAGAACGGAUAUCGGAGCCAGAGCAACGCGCUUCGCCUCGAGAUUGAAGAGAUGCGGCAGUUUGGGUCCCCGUACGUGUUGCCGCUUCUCGCAGCGGUUGAUGCUUCGUCCAAUAACCCGCAGAUGAUCCUCGAGCUCAUGACCAACGGCGAUCUCUACAAGUACCUUGAGGACACGCAGGCCAACGCACCCGUCAGCAUGGUGAUUACCCCACUGGACGUGGCAUGGGUGCUGGCAAAUGCCCUCUGGGACCUUCACCAAGGUGGUCGUAUGCACCGCGACGUCAAGAGCCACAACAUCUUUCUCUGCGCUGUGCAUGGCAUCAAGCUCGGCGAUCUUGGCAAAAUGUGCGCGUGGAACGACAGCUUGACGACGAAUGCGGGAACGCCCAAGUGGCGCGCUCCCGAAGUCGGUGUUAGCGGCAGCAACUACGACUACGCCGCCGACGUUUACUCGGUUGGUGUCGUCCUCGACGAGCUUUGCGUUUUGGCCUCAAAUGAGCAUGACGCGCCGUGGCUGGCGCCAAUGGCCACCGCGUGCAAGCAAGAAACACCGACGAGCCGACCGACUGCAAUCGCGAUCGUCGAGCGUCUGGGCUACGAGGUGCACAACAUCACCGUCCCAAAUGGCCUCGAACUGCACCUCGUCUCGUCUCGCCAAGUGCAGGCCAGCGAUAUGGUGUGCGCUUCUUGCAAUAGCGUAACGCCGGUGCUGUACUCGGUAGCUUGCAUUGAAUGUCAUCAGGCGACGCCCGACAUUUUGGAUCGACUGCAGUUUGUGCUGGCGCGCUGCGUGGCCCUCGACGUCGACACGAGCAUGGCGUGCGUCACGUGCCAUCGCCUUCACGACACGACGGCCAACUGCAGCUUUUGUGACGCGCCUGUCGCAAGCGCAGACGCGGCGCUCGCGAUCCUCGUGCAUCGUCUCGACCAGGCUUUAGCGUGGGACAAGGCGGCGACGAUCUCGACCGGCCUCGCCGUGAUCUCGGAGGAGCCGCACACCACGACAUCGGCUUAA